AUGAGCAAGAUCAGCCUGCACACCGGCCUCAGCACCGGCGGCGUCGCGGGGCUUCGAGGGUUGAACAUCUUCAUCCAGGACGUCCGAAAUUCUAAAUCGAAAGAGGCGGAGCUCGAGCGCGUGGAGAAGGAGCUCGCGAACAUCCGGAGCAAGUUCAAGAACAAAGGGCUGUCGUCGUACGAGAAGAAGAAGUACGUGUGGAAGCUCCUGUACAUCUUCAUGCUCGGGUACGAGGUCGACUUCGGGCACAUGCAAGUCAUCGGCCUCAUAAGCGCGACGAAGUUCGCGGAGAAGCAGGUUGGCUACACCGCGACGUCAGUGCUCCUGAACGAGACGCACGAGUUUUUACGACUCGUGAUCAACUCCGUGAGAGAAGACAUCAUCGGACGGCACGAGUCGCAUCAGUGCCUGGCGCUGUCGUUCGUCGCGAACGUCGGCGGCAGAGAGUUCGCGGACUCGCUCGCCGCGGACGUCCAGGUCGUGUUGACGAACAGCGCGGUCCGACCGAUCGUUCGGAAGAAAGCCGCGCUCGCGUUGCUCAGGCUGUUCAGAAGGAACCGCGAGAUCUUACUUCCGGAGACGUUCGCGCAGAAGAUGCUGAACCUGCUCGACGAGAGGGACUUGGGGAUACUCACCGGGGUGAUAUCGCUCCUGACCGGGAUCGUGAGCCACGACUACCGCGGGUACGAGGCGUGCAUCCCGAAAGUGUGCGACGUCAUGAACCGACUCGCGAGGAACAAAGACGUCCCGCUGGACUACCUGUACUACGCGCUCCCGUCGCCGUGGCUGCAAGUCAAGUGCAUGCGCGUCCUGCAGUACUACCCCACCCCGGAGGACCCGGAGUAUCGGCAGGCGGAGACGGACGUGAUUCACCAGAUUUUGACCGGGACGAACAUGGUUCGGAACGUGAACAAAAACAACGCGUUGCACUCCGUGCUCUUCGAAGCCGUAAACCUCGCCAACAUGCUCGACUUGGAAGACCGCACGUUGCUCACGGAGUCCAUAGAGACGUUAGGGUCGUUCGUGGAGAUGGAGGAGCCAAACAUCGUGUACCUCGGCCUGCAGUACCUCACGAAGAUGGUCGCCCCGGACACGUUAGAGGCGAUCAAGCAGUACGAGUCGCUCGUGGUGACGCGGCUGCAUCACGGGGACAUCUCCAUUCGCAGGCGCGCGUUGGACUUGCUCUACGCGAUGUGCGACGGGAACAACGCGAAGCAGAUCGUGGGGCACUUACUCACGUACAUGAUCACCGCGGACUUCAACAUACGCGAGGAGCUCGCGCUGAAGACGGCGAUCCUCGCGGAGCGAUACAGCGGCGGUUCGGUUCAAAACAAGCGGUGGUUCCUGGACGUCUCCCUCGCGCUCAUCGAAAAAGCCGGCGACUACGUGUCGGACGCGCACUGGCACAGGGUCGUGCAGAUCGUGACGAACGCGCCGGAGCUGCACGAGCCCGCAGCGCGCGAGUCGCUCGCGAGGCUGAGAGACGGCGCGUCGCACGACAUGUUCGUGAAGCUCGCGGCGUACCUCUUGGGCGAGUUUGGACACGCUCUCGCGGCGACGGAGCGUCCGUCGUCGUACGCGUCGAUUUUGAUGGCGAUGCACGAGCGGGUGGGGACGCACGCGCGGGAGAUCAUCCUGAGCGCGCUCGCGAAGAUGUGCAUGCACGCGGGCUCGGACGAAGCGCUAAGGAAGAUGGUCGGGGAGCUGUUCAAAGCGGACGCGAGCACGGCGGCGGUGGAGCUGCAGCAGCGCGCGGUUGAGUAUUACGUGAUGACAAACACCAAGGAUUACCACGCGACGUUGCGGAGCGUCAUGGACCAGAUGCCGGAGUUUCCGAACCGGGAGAGUAAGCUGGAGAAGAACUUGGAGGAAGCCGUCGGCGAGACCGCGGACGCGGCGGUGGUGAAGAGGGACAGAGUCGCCGCGACCGCGACCGCGGUGAUCGCCGCGAACCGAUGGCGCGCGGGGCGGGGCGGCGGCGGCGGCGGCGGCGGCGGCGGCGCGACGGCGGAUGCGAACGACGUGCCGACGAUGGGGCUCGCGGAUUUGCUCGGCGGGUCGUCCGUGCCCGACGCGCUCGGCGGGGAGCGCGGCGGCGGCGCGGCGGAACCGGCGACGGCGACCGCGGGGGCGAUGAUAGACCCGCUGGAGGCGAUGAUGGGCGCGGCGGCGAUAACGCCCGCGGCGGCGGGGGCGGGGGCGACUAUGGAUCCUCUCGAGGCCCUGAUGGGCGGCGCGCCCGCGGCCGCGCCGGCGGCGAUAACGCCGGCCGCGGGCGCGCUGAUAGAUCCGCUCGAGGCGAUGAUGGGCGGCGCGCCCGAGCGACCGGCGGCGGCGCCCGCGGCGUCGACUUACGGCGGGUUGGACGAUCUCCUCGGCGGCGGCGGCGGCGCGCCGCCGCCCGCGCCCGCGCCGACGGACGACGUCGCGGCGAUCAUGGACCCGCUCGCGGCGGCGCCGGCGCACCGCGCGCCGCCGCCCGCGCCGGAACCCCAACACGUGGCCGCUGCCGCCGCGGUCGUCGAUCCGUACGCGGCCGCGGCGCCGCCGCCGUCGGUGUCCGCGACGCCCGCGGUGGCGCCCACCGUAAACGUCGCGGAGUGCCUCAAGAAAUUGCGCGCCGCCGACAACGGGCUCCUGUACGAAGACCCGUACAUUCAGAUCGGCGUCAAGUCGCAGUGGCAAGGGAACCAAGGCAGGGUGAUGUUCUACCUCGGGAAUAAGCACGAUGCCGACUUGAACCAGCUCGAGCUGACGCUGUCGUCGACGCCUGGUCUGAACGCGCGCCUCGCGCCCGCGCCGCCGUCUCUCGGGUCGAAGAAGCAGGUCCAGGUUUUACUCGAGCUCGCCGCCGCGAGCGGGUACGCCGGGUCCCCGGUGGUGACGCUCAGAUACGACGUCGCCGGCAUCGGGUCCGUGCACCAGAACCUCACGACGCCGUACGGCGCGCACAAGUUCUUGACGCCGUGGGCGGCGCCGGACGCGGGGGCGUUUUUCGCCAAGUGGCACGAGACGACCGCCGCCGCGCAAUCCGUCGACGUCGUCACCGUCUCCGCCGAGAUUUCCUCGGGAGGGCUUCCCGCGAUCGAGCGCGCGCUGACGAGCGUGAACGCGCACGUCCUGCCCGGAUUGGACCCGAACGUGAACAAUGUCGUCGCGGCGUCGACGGUGACGUAUUCGAACGGCGCGGAGUGUUUCGCGCUCGCGAGGGUGGAGUCGGAUGCGAACAACCGCGCGGUGUUUCGCGUGACCGUCGCCGCGAGCGACCGAGGGACGAUGGAGGGGGUGCAGGCGGCGCUGUAUUCGCAGAUCUUGGCGCCGUGAGCGAAUCGAAUCGAUCGAUGGGGGAUGGACGCUUUAGAGAAUCCGGUCGGGACGCUUUUAACGAACGCGUUAACUCGACGAC
Messenger RNA from Micromonas pusilla CCMP1545, 3406 nucleotides. RefSeq lists its product as uncharacterized. The record is from RefSeq and is a predicted model, not a curated record. Lineage: Eukaryota; Viridiplantae; Chlorophyta; Mamiellophyceae; Mamiellales; Mamiellaceae. The transcript has 2 exons. Gene Ontology annotation, molecular function: clathrin-cargo adaptor activity. The coding region runs from base 1 to 3324 and encodes 1107 amino acids. Gene Ontology annotation, biological process: clathrin-dependent endocytosis; intracellular protein transport. Gene Ontology annotation, cellular component: AP-2 adaptor complex; membrane coat.